Messenger RNA from Scaptodrosophila lebanonensis, 1457 nucleotides. RefSeq lists its product as uncharacterized. Bases 75 to 1337 code for a protein of 420 amino acids. The record is from RefSeq and is a predicted model, not a curated record. The transcript has 2 exons. NCBI's taxonomy places the organism in Eukaryota, Metazoa, Arthropoda, Insecta, Diptera, Drosophilidae.
AGUCUGUCUAUAAGUUAUGAAAAUAAUAAAGUGAGAGAGGACAAGUUGAACAUUAUAUAGUUCCGCCUUGGCCCAUGGAUGAAGUAAGAAAGUAUCGCAUGGAAUUACGUGACCAUUUCUAUGGAAAAAUGUGGACAUCGAAGGAUACCGCAAGGCACUUUAAAGGACAAGUAAUGAACAACCAAGGCCAUGAUCACUGUCCAUCUGAGCAAUCAUUCGACUUUAAGCCAUGCCAAAGCACACACUCUUCUCUCAACACACCCCCAAUUGUCCGGAUGACCAAGGAAGAACCUCCAGCGCCCACUCAACGACAGCAAGCCACUCAGACGUGCAGUAAUGGCGGAACCCAUUUAUGUCCGCAUCAUAUACCGUUUGAUGUAUCACGGUAUAAUAGGCAUCAUCAGAUGACAUCGCUGCCAACCCAUCAGCAUCAGCUGCUGGGGCCAUCAACACAUGAACACUCCCCGAUGUGUGGAGGUGCUGAGGGGGAUAACUUAUUAUACUCCAACAAGAACUUUCAUCAACACAACAGCAAUGAGCGAGCUGAACAGAUGGGUUGUGGUAACGACGAUCCGUCUCGCAGUCACGAGAAGCACCAACACAAUUGCUUACACAAAUGUCCAAAGACUUCUUAUAGCUUUCUGGAGUCGGCGCGCGAACACCUAAAGAAUGCAGAUGCACGCUUUAAUGCCAAAUUUCCAUUACCACUAAAUGAUUCGUCACUUCUAUAUAGUGACAGUGAUUCCACUAGCGGUUCAAAGAAGACUCGCAAGUCAACGCACACGGUGAUCAGCGCAAAGAGUGGAGAGGAUUUGCGCACUAUGGUGCGCUCCCAAAUUAAUAUGCAGCAGGAGAUUAAAAAGUCCAUAACGCAGCUCACAGAUCUUACGGAUCGGCUGGUGCUAAAGGAGUCGUCUAUGGAUUCGGAUAUGACGUUAUCGUCUUUAAGAUUACCGACGAUAAACGACCCUAACGCGCUGCGUAAGGACAAAAGGGAGAUUUUGCUGCACACACAGCGCUUGUGUGAUGAGCGUAACACACCCGAAUUGCCACGACCCAAGUCGGCUCCCAAGACCACGAAUACAAAAACGUAUGAUAAAGCGACACAUUCGAAGAACAAGGCACGUAAAGAUGUGCUACCUUUGGUGCAGACUGAGGGAUUAUCGUUAACCGUGGACGAUCUAGUCAGCUCCAAAGUGAUUACGCCCAUGGUGCGCAAAAUUCAGCGCAUGUAUUUAAACAAUUUGCGCGAGGAGAUGGCACUGAUGGAGGAUCUAGAGCGUGUGCCCCAGCUUGUAAGCGAGGUCUACAAAACAGCAGCUGUGCAGAAUAAGUAGCUGAGCAAUUUCUCCCGAACUUUAUAAAUAUGUGUUACUUUGUUAUAUUUCAUAAAAUUACACAAUUUCCUUAUAUUUUGUACAAUUUACACACGAUCAUUAAAACACAUACACAACGUA